Ceratitis capitata (Mediterranean fruit fly) is the source of this 1814-nucleotide messenger RNA. RefSeq names its product transmembrane protein 185B. The transcript has 6 exons. The coding region runs from base 291 to 1346 and encodes 351 amino acids. Lineage: Eukaryota; Metazoa; Arthropoda; Insecta; Diptera; Tephritidae. The record is from RefSeq and is a predicted model, not a curated record.
CGUGAAUGUUGUCAAAUACCAGAAUUGUUUUCUCUGCUAUAUUUUGUUUCAUUAUUGGUGUAUAUAAAAGUAAAAUAUUUUUACUAGACAGUGUUAAAAUAAGUAUUGCGAAAGGAUAUUCAAUAAUUAAUAAAUUUCUGAUACUUUCGUAAAUGCAUUGGCACAAGCUGGGAUCUAAAAUGAAAAUGAGCAAUUAGCGUAUCGUUUGUUAUAUGUAGGACGUUAAAGCUUCCGAUUCCUUUGGUUAUAAUUAUUAAUUUGGAUCGCUAAUAGAAAAAAGCGCGUGUAAAAUGAACUUGCAGUCCUAUCUCAAGGAUUUCAAUCCUAGCAAGUUCGUCGUUUACGUCAGCUUGUUUAUUUUUACUUGUUUGCUUGCCUUUCGGUGGGAUGGUCAAAUCGAUUGGCCUUACUGGGCAAUAUUUAUGCCACUUUGGAUAUGGAAAGGAAUUGCUAUACUAGGCGCCGCAGUGGGAGCUAUUGUUUGGUGUCGUUAUCCACAUUACCGACUUGAAGGCGAUUCAUAUACUCAAUUUAAGGCAAUGUUGAUAUCGCUUUCGCUUCAUCUCAUUCUAUUAAUGUUUGAACUACUUGCUUGCGACAAGCUCAGCUCAGGUCGCCAUUUAUGGGUGCUGGUAUUCAUACCGUUGAUUUUCGGUUCAGUAGCCAGCGUCGGAGCUUGUGUAUGGGCAGUUAAGCAUGAUCGUUCAUUCGAAUUGGAAUUAUUUUUGGCCGUGAAUGCCUUGCAAUUUGUUUCAUUGCCACUUAAAUUAGACCAAUUCGUGCAUUGGAACUGGGAAGUUGUGUUUGUUCCUAUGUGGAUAGUCAUUUGCCUGAGUUUAGUCAGUGUACUAUAUAAUGUCAUAUUUUGCGGAAUUAUGAUGCGUACACCAGAGGUACCUAUUCAACAAAAGAGAGCUGCUUUCCAUGGCGCUAUGGCGAAUAUAGUAACAGUACUUCCAUUACUUUGUUUCCAGGUUAUGAUUUGUGAUAAGUUGGAUGGAGAGCUGGCAGCGCCGUAUAUGAUAAUUGUCAGUCCCCUAUUGAUAUCAUUAUCUGGGUUGAUUGGUCUUAGUUUUAAUGCUAAAGGCGGAAACAAAUGGUGGUUCGGUAUGCGUAAAUCCUUUUAUCAGUUUCUGCUAUCGGCCAUGCCUUUUCUCCAAGAAUAUGGUAAUAUAGCUUACACUGUAGACCGAUCGAAUGCAGCACAAUCUGUUCCAUUGGAUGCUUCAACUAGUAAUGUCGAUACAGAUGGAUUUUCGAAACACGAUAAAAAGAGUAAAAAGGGUACAAAAAAUGAUAGUAUGAAACCGGUGAUGCCUAUCAUCAGUAUUGACAUGCCCGACUAAAAUUUAAGUUAUUACAUACGCACAUAAAGAAAACCUUGAAUUGUGGAAUGGACACUAAUUACAUUGUAACAACUAGAAUUUAUAAUGUUAGCUCAUAGUUACGUAGGCACAUAUGCAUAUUAUUGUCUUUCGAAUUUCAUUUGAAUUUAUUUGAAGUGGAAAGUUUUCAACACAAAAUCUUAAUUUUGAAUUAUAAUUAGAAUUCUUCCCGACUCAUUACUAAAACAUACCAGAUAUACAAACAGUUAUAAUUAAAUUUUUUUCAUUCUUUUUAUUUAUAAGCUAUAGUUUUAGCGAAAUAAGUAUUUUAUCUAAAUUUAUUAGUAACUAUUUUUUUUAAUUACUCAAAUAAGGUUUAAAUUAGUUGGCAAGAAAGAGAUUUCCGCCGCAUUUUACUUGUAUUUAACAGUGGCGGUAAUCAAUUAUUAUGCACUCACUAAAUGUAAAUAAAUGCAUUAAAUUCACUUG